Molecule: messenger RNA, 528 nt
Organism: Phodopus roborovskii (desert hamster)
Lineage: Eukaryota; Metazoa; Chordata; Mammalia; Rodentia; Cricetidae
Gene: Ndufa5
Product: NADH:ubiquinone oxidoreductase subunit A5
Exons: 5
Coding region: 117-467 (116 amino acids)
Biological process (GO): respiratory electron transport chain
Source: RefSeq, a predicted model, not a curated record
AGCCAAGUCGUUUCCUAGGUGACGCAGCUGCAGCGGCAGCAUCGACGCUCGAUUGAGCGGGCCUGGCAGAGGUUCCCAGAGGGCCGCGCGUGCGCUCGGGGCUCCGGGUAGCUGUCAUGGCGGGGUUGUUGAAGAAGACCACCGGCCUGGUGGGAUUGGCUGUGUGUAACACUCCACACGAGAGGCUAACAAUAUUAUAUACAAAGAUUCUUGAUAUCAUGAAGCAGUUCCCUAAACAUGCAGCCUAUAGAAAAUACACCGAACAGAUCACCAAUGAGAGGCUGGAUAUGGUCAAGGCGGAACCAGAUGUUAAAAAAUUAGAAACCUUGCUUCAGGGUGGUGAAGUGGAAGAGGUGAUUCUUCAGGCUGAAAAUGAACUGAGUCUGGCAAGGAAAAUGCUGCAGUGGAAGCCAUGGGAGCCCCUGGUGGAGGAGCCUCCUGCCAACCAGUGGAAGUGGCCCAUAUGACCACAGUUCCUGGUGGCUGAUGAGAAUUAAACGCGCAAUUAAAUGUUCUGUUAUGCUACAA